CGUUUUAACUAACAAAUGAGAACAGGUGACAAACCGGACUGACCGCUUUUCAAGCAGAUCGGGGCUGCUCUUUGCCGGCCUUCUCUCCCUACUCUGAAAGAGGGGACUGGCAAGGGGCGCAGUCACGGAAUAAAGGACCGAGAUGAAAAGUUUCCUGAACGAUCGGGCGUUGGUAGAAAACCGGAAGAGAUAACCAGACAGUUUCGUCUGAGAAAAGUCGAUUCACCCGGUUUCGUUUUCGACAUAUUCAGAAUAUGGCCGUCUGGGAACGACUCCGGUUGCCGUUCCUGUGGGCAGCCACUGCGCUUUGUAUUGCGAAAGGUUGCAAGAAUUAUACAGCCGUAGUCGGUAUUGAAGGAGAAGACAUUGUUUUGUCACCAUUAGUUAUAGGCAGUCUGACAGGAAUUUCUUGGAAGAAAGAAGAAAAUCUAGUGGCUGACUCCAAGUUUACAACUGGAAAGGAAAAACAAAGAAUCAGUCUUGACUCUUCCUCUGGUCGUUUGUUUCUCAAAAACCUUUCACAGCAGGAUUCUGGAAAUUACACUGCACAAGCUUUCAUUAAUGAGAGAAUUAUGGAAACUUGUUUUGUUCUGAAAGUACUAGGUUGCAAGAAUUAUACAGCCGUAGUCGGUAUUGAAGGAGAAGACAUUGUUUUGUCACCAUUAGUUAUAGACAGUCUGACAGGAAUUUCUUGGAAGAAAGAAGAAAGUCUAGUGGCUGACUCCAAGUUUACAACUGGAAAGGAAAAACAAAGAAUCAGUCUUGACUCUUCCUCUGGUCGUUUGUUUCUCAAAAACCUUUCACAGCAGGAUUCUGGAAAUUACACUGCACAAGCUUUCAUUAAUGAGAGAAUUAAGAAAACUUGUUUUGUUCUGAAAGUACUAGUACUGCCUGAUAUAAACUGCACUGUCAACAAUGAUACCAUUCAAUUAAGCUGUACAUCGGCAAGUCAGGGUCUGUCUUUGUCUUACUCUUGGGAUUACAUCGGAUAUAAAGAAAUUAUCAAUGAGAACCACCAGUCAGUUAUUCAGCUUCGGAGGAACUCGGACCGUUUUCAGAAAAUUACAUGCUAUAUUUCAGCUUUUGGUUCUUUGGUUUCAGCUAGCAAAUCCAUCAAUCUGAGUGACUGUAUUCCAGAAGAACCUGGUCAUCAGUCAAGAAAUAGGAUAUAUUUAAUCCUAGUAAUAAUCACACCUGUAGUAAUACUUAUCUGCUGGCUAAAAGUGAAGAUUCCAGGAAGAAAUGAAGAAAGCAGGACCCUUAAUAAGAAUCUGGAGCAAGGAUUAUAAGAGAAAAUUAUGAAGAAGAGUUCUGAACCAGAAAAAAUACCCAUGGGUGCAGAAUGAAGAUUUGGAAACAGGAAGUCAAAGAACUUCAGGAUUAGCUAUCUUUAGCUUUUAUGAGGUUUUUGUGGAAGGCUAUGAGUAGUAGUAACCAUUCCAGAAAGCCAACAAAUAUUUUUUUUCUUAACUCUGGGACUAUUAAUAGAAGGAGCAAAGGAACAAACAAGUGUGUGUGUGCAUGCAUGCAUAAGUGCAAACAAAAACAUAUCAAAAGUCUGUGAUACCAAAAACUAGCACAGUUUUGUUCCCAAAAUGAUCUCAUCAGGGAGACCUGAAUAGAAGGCAAUUAGUGCAUUGCUCUGGACAUUUUAUUUUUUACACAGAAAAGAAGUAGAAAUUCAGCACUAAUUUCUUAUCUGCACUAAAUGGAAGGAAAAACAAUGUGAUGAUUCCUACAGGUUGUAUUUCUUUUCAAAGAACUUAAAUGAGCAGAAUUGUAAAAUGUUAAUUCUGACAUAUUGCACUGUAAAUUAGGUUUUUGUUACUAUUAAAUUAAAUUAAAUUAAAUUAAAUGUAAAAGCAACAAUAAAAGCAAAAUGGGUGCUAUUUCUCUUUCAAUGUAUUAAGAUUGAGGUCUUGCUCUGGGGGGCAAAUGAUGAAGUUAUCAUGCAAAUGCCAUGGCUUAGGUACUUGUAUCAGAUGUUGGUCACAAUACAUGUUGGCAGUGUGAUAAUGCCACUGCAUGCAUGGUGUCAUUUGUUGACAUCAUCACAGCUGAGGCCCCUCCAUGUUCCAAAAUACUUCUCUUCCAGUUGCCUGACUCAGGGGCUUACUCCAGUUGCACUUUUCUGACUGUAUGUGUCAUGAGUAAGGAUGGC
This is a messenger RNA of Candoia aspera, 2161 nucleotides long. RefSeq lists its product as uncharacterized. The transcript has 7 exons. Lineage: Eukaryota; Metazoa; Chordata; Lepidosauria; Squamata; Candoiidae. Bases 255 to 1289 code for a protein of 344 amino acids. The record is from RefSeq and is a predicted model, not a curated record.